This is a messenger RNA of Paramecium primaurelia, 522 nucleotides long. Lineage: Eukaryota; Ciliophora; Oligohymenophorea; Peniculida; Parameciidae. The record is from the annotation of a GenBank genome assembly.
UAGUAGAUGAUUAGAGAUAUUGAAGAGAAUUUAUAAAUUAUGGAAACAGAUGAUUGUGAAAAUGAUCUUGAAUAUAAAAUUAAAUAAAAUGCAAAAAUGUGUUUGGGCAUAUCGUUAAAAGAAGUCACUCCAUAAUUAAGAAAUUAUUAAAAUUAAAUGAUGAUGUAAGUUCAAUUAGAAAGACCAUCACAAAACUUAAAAGUUGAUUUUGAAUAGGAAUAUUUUGAAACUUUAAUUUUGGAUAGAAAUGAUAGAAUUAAAUAAUUAGGAGAAAAAUUGAAAAAAAUGAAUGAAUUAUUUAAAGAAAUGAAUAGACUAGUUAUAGAAUAAGGUACAUUAUUGGAUAGAAUUGAUAUCAAUAUAGAUCAAACUUUCACAAGAAUUAAAAAAGGAAAAGAAUAAUUAGUUUAAGCAAAUACAAAAUAAGAAACUAGUGACAGAGCAUAAAAAUGUAUUUGUGUUUUAGUAGGAUUAAAUAUUUUUAUAGCUUUACUUUUUGUAAUUAAACAUACAUUAUUAUGA